Molecule: messenger RNA, 1858 nt
Organism: Solea solea (common sole)
Lineage: Eukaryota; Metazoa; Chordata; Actinopteri; Pleuronectiformes; Soleidae
Gene: ogfod2
Product: 2-oxoglutarate and iron-dependent oxygenase domain containing 2
Exons: 7
Coding region: 202-1305 (367 amino acids)
Molecular function (GO): L-ascorbic acid binding; oxidoreductase activity, acting on paired donors, with incorporation or reduction of molecular oxygen; iron ion binding
Source: RefSeq, a predicted model, not a curated record
UUAUUCAUAUUUAUUUGCCUUUAAAAUGCUGGUGUGUAAAGGUACAAAAAAUAAAUAGCAAACUUAAAAACAAGAAUUUACAAACAUUGUAGGGUUAACUGUCACCGGAAGACAGCAGUGCUGUGCACGAGGAGGAAAGCUACCGUUUAUACCAAACAGAAGAAGAAGACGAAGCAGCAGCAGAAGAGGAACCGUCAGCUGAUGUUGUUGUUAUUGUUGUUGUUAUUGUUUAUUUUGCCUAAACUCUCAGUGAUGAAAAACAACCAGGACGUAAAGCGUCAGUUUUUCACGUGCAGCUGUUUCACCACGGACAAUAUUUUCCUGCACAAAUACAAACUUCACGUUCGCUUCGUGUGUGAGCAGCAGUUUAUGCUGGACUAUGAGAGCCUGCUCAGGAAACUCGGCUGCGUCACUGAACGGCACUUUACUGAAGUACUCGACGAGAUUUCUCAGGAAGUGGACAGACGAGGGCGCCUGAGCGCGGCGUCUGCAGAGAGAGCCGUGGUUAUAACAGACACUUACCAGCCUCUCCAUCCUCAUGUCUACCAUCUGCAGGAGUCUUACCUCGCUCCAAAGUUCAAGGAGAUCGUGGAGUUCUGUCGAAUCGGCGACGCCAGUGAACAGGGUCUGCGAGACUUGCUGGAGGAAGUGACAGCUCCAAGAGUUUACCGCUUCCCUGUGUUUGAGAGAAACUUCUGCGAGGAGCUGGUGGAGGAGCUGGAGCAUUUUGAGCGGUCGUCAGCACCCAAAGGAAGACCCAACACCAUGAACCAUUAUGGGAUCCUCCUGAAUGAACUGGGCUUUGACGACACUUUCAUCACGCCUCUCCGUGAGCAGUAUCUACGUCCACUCACCUCGCUGCUGUACCCAGACUGUGGGGGGCGCUGUCUGGACAGCCACAAGGCCUUUGUGGUGAAAUACGACAUGAAAGAAGACAUGGAUCUGAGCUACCACUACGACAACGCAGAGGUCACGCUGAACGUCUCCCUGGGCAAGGACUUCACUGAGGGGAACCUUUAUUUUGGAGAUAUGAGACAGGUUCCGUUAGGUGAGACGGAGUGUACGGAGGUUGAACACAGGGUCACCGAGGGCCUCCUUCACCGCGGUCAGCACACGCACGGGGCUCUGCCCAUCGUCUCCGGUCAGCGCUGGAACCUCAUCGUCUGGAUGAGAGCGUCGCAGGAGCGUAACAGACUGUGUCCCAUGUGUAACAGGACGCCCACACUGGUGGAAGGAGAGGGUUUCGCUGACGGCUUCACCAGAGAUUCUGCUGCUCUGCCCUACGUCUCCUGUGUGUUAACAUAACUUCUCACAGUUUCAUUCAAGUAAAAAGAAAAAGAAAAUCAGAGGACUUCAGCUGAGUAGAUGAUGACAGAUUGUGUUCAUGCAGCUCAGGAAAGUGGUCACGUGACCUUGACACACAUCUAAAUGUGUUUUUUGUGAAUCAUUUAUCACAGCACCUUUAUCUGAAAUACAACUACGUCCUGCUGAGGGUCACAAAGUGGCUAAAACAUACUUAUACCUGGGCCACACUGGUUGUGUGUGCAGUGUUUGCUGAUCAGAUGGUUUUUCACACAUUAAUCUUGUCUGGCUGCUGGAUUAGCAAGGAUUAGGAGAGAUUUUUCUGAAUGUUUAGGUGGUUUAAGGGUUGAUUCGCCUUUGGAAUUUAGGAAAAUUUGUUUUUAAUGAAAAUCCGAUUUCUCUUUAAAUUCCACUGCCAAAAGCUCCCCUUUGGCUCCUGUAGUUAAGCUUAGGCUCUCUUGAGGUUAGAUUUUUGUGUGUCUGAUAUAUUGUGUAUAUGCUUGUAUUUUGUUGCACUUUAUCCCCAAGGGACAAGUAAAACUUGAUUUAAUAAUUA